Molecule: messenger RNA, 2866 nt
Organism: Arachis stenosperma
Lineage: Eukaryota; Viridiplantae; Streptophyta; Magnoliopsida; Fabales; Fabaceae
Exons: 3
Coding region: 301-2385 (694 amino acids)
Source: RefSeq, a predicted model, not a curated record
CUCUCACUCUCUCUCUCUAAACUUUCUCUCUCUACUGUACGUUCCUCGUGUUCUUCUCUCACAAGCCCUCACUUUUCACACACACUUCACGAACUUCAUCACAAUCACACACUCUCUUUUUCUAUCUCUCUCUUUCAUUUUCUCUCUCUAUCUUUUAAGCAUUUGUUUUAUUGGUUCAUUGUUCUCACGGUCAAAACUGAGCUCACUCUGUGUGUGUGUGAGAGAGCGAGAGAGAGAGAGUGAGUGAGUGAGUGUGUUGAUGUGUACCUGAAUGGCUCUCGCUUGUGUUCGCCGGAGACGAUGAAGAUUUCCGGCAAGUCACUUCACGCACCGCCGAACCCUACGCCGGACUCAGAUCUCCAACCGCCGAAGUUGUUUCACCGGAAGAAGCCGAGGACGCCGGGGAAGAGGUUGAGGAAAAUAGGAGCUCCGAACGGGAGGCGGAGCAGGCCGGAAACGCCGCUGCUGAAGUGGAAGAUCCACGAGAGGAACGACGGCGGCGACGUUGGCGGAGUUGGAGACGAUGAUCCGGUCGAGGAGGACCAGAAGUCGGUCGUCGGAGCUGGCCGUAGAAGUUGCCGGAGGAAGAGUGAGACGGUGUCGGCUAGGAAGCUCGCUGCCGGACUGUGGCGGCUGCACCUGCCGGAGAUGCCAAUGGUGGUACGGAGGAGCGAGGAUCGGUUGAGGCUUCAGCAUGGAAUCGGCCACGUAGGCCUCCCAUUCCCCGGCCGUCCAAAUGCCAUGGCUCAUGCUUCUGAUCUGAAGAAUCUAUCCCAAAGUCCUCGUUCCAUCUCUGGGCCAAAGAGCGGGCACUUCUGUGAGCUUGAACCUUCUUUCCAGUUUUCCAACACUGAAAUGGAGGGUGCAACAAAGUGGGAUCCUUUAUGUUUAAAAACAUCUGAUGAGGCACAACAUAUCUACAACCACAUGAAAUUUCUUGAUCAAAAGGUAAGUGCUGUAUCUGUGGUAUCUGCCCUUGAAGCUGAAUUAGAGCAAGCUCGCACACGAAUUCAGGAGCUUGAGACUGAACGCCGCUCCUCCAAAAAGAAACUUGAGCAUUUCUUGAAGAAAGUCAGUGAGGAAAGGGCCCAAUGGCGAAGCAGAGAGCAUGAGAAAAUCCGUGCAUACAUUGAUGACAUUAAAGCCGAGUUGAGUCGUGAAAGGAAAAGUCGGCAAAGGUUUGAAAUUGUCAAUUCAAAGCUGGUUAAUGAGUUAGCAGAUGUCAAACUAGCAGCAAAGCGUUACAUGCAGGAAUAUGAGAAGGAGAAGAAGGAAAGAAAAUUGAUUGAGGAAGUGUGUGAUGAGCUUGCCAAGGAAAUUGGAGAUGACAAGGCUGAGGUUGAAGCGUUAAAGAGGGAGUCUAUGAAACUUAGAGAAGAGGUCGAAGAGGAGAGAAAGAUGUUACAGAUGGCUGAAGUAUGGCGUGAAGAACGUGUUCAAAUGAAACUGAUAGAUGCAAAAGUUGCACUUGAAGAUAAGUAUUCACAGAUGAAUAUACUUGUAGCUGAAUUGGAAGCACUUCUUAAGUCAAAAGGUGUGAGCAUAACUCCAAAGGAGAUGAAAGAGGCACAGUCACUGCAACAGGCUGCAGCUGCAAUGAACAUUCAAGACAUCAAAGGAUUCUCAUACGAGCCACCCAAUUCAGAAGAUAUUUUUGCCAUCUUUGAGGAUAUGAAUUUCGGUGAACCCAAUGAGAGGGAGAUUGAGCCUUGUGUUUCUCACAGCCCCGGUAGUCAUGCCUCGAAGAUCCAUAGAGUGAGUCCUGAAGCCAAAGUACUCAGUAAGAACAACAUUCAGAGACAUUCAGAUGUAUUCAUGGAUGAUAAUGGUGAUAUGGAUGAAGAUGAAAGUGGAUGGGAGACUGUGAGUCAUGUUGAAGAUCAAGGCUCAAGUUAUUCGCCAGAAGGGAGUGUCCAGUCUUUCAAGAAGAAUCAUCGACAGAGUAAUGUCUCGGGGAGGAGUGUGCUCGAAUGGGAAGAAAAUGCAGGCCAGGAGACACCAAUCACUGAAAUCAGUGAAGUGUGCUCUAUACCCGCUAAGCAAUCAAAGAAGGUAUCAUCUAUAGCAAGGCUUUGGAAGUCGGGCCCAACCAACGGCGAUAAUUACAAAAUAAUCUCUUUGGAGGGAAUUCAUGGAAGGCUUUCAAAUGGAAGGUUAUCUAAUGUGGGAAUCAUGUCCCCAGAUCAUGGUUCAGGUAAAGGAGGUUUAAGCCCCCAAGACAUUCUAUACCAGUUGAGUCCUCCUGAUUCGGGAAAUCUGCAUCGAGGCAUGAAAGGAUGCAUUCCGCGCACUGGACAGAAGCAUAGCUUGAAAACCAAACUUUUGGAAGCUAGGAUGGAAAGCCAGAAGGUUCAGUUGCGCCAUGUUCUUAAACAGAAGAUUUAGGUGCAACCAAGGCACAUGUUGGCAUGAAGAAAUCCGCCAGGUACAAAUAUGGAAAAACUGCUCAGAAGAUGAUGAGGGGCCUUUGAUCAAUUGCACAAGUUACGCUUCAGACUUAUAGUUCAUGUCUCAGUUCUUCGUUACAUCAUUCUUACUAAGCAUUGAGCAGAAAAUGUAUCUCAAAAGAAGAUGGAAUAAUCGUCUUUGGAAAAUAGCUUUGUAAUAUGUAGGAUCUUGAGGGAGAUUAUGAGAAGCAUGUAUCUUUUGUUGUAUCAAUUUUAGUCGAGGGAAGAAAAAUACAGAUGAUAAAAUAUAGAUGUUGGCAAUAUCUUUUUUUAUUUUUUAUUUUCCGGAUUUUGAUUUUCUAUUGUUGCAGAUGUCGCUUAGGAGUUGUUGUAGAUUGUACUAUUGUAGUAAGAGAUAAUAAUAAAGAUAAUUUCUGGACUCGGUAAAGUAAAAGAGAACUUCAUAGUUCAUACUUGAA